AUGCGCGUCUCCCAGCUCUUGGUGGUGGUCGUGGCUACCUGCCUGCUUACCAGUGAGGCGCUCACGACCACAGCGGACCACCAAGCAACGCUCUCGAAAGUGGCUGUGGCAAACGGUCCAACCCCGCGGCUUCUGAGAUCCCACCGCGCCACUGCAGGCGUCUCCGAAGAAAGGGCCUUUGAACCGGCCCUGACUAUAGCCGAAAUGCAGAAAUUGAUGCUGGAAGGAGUGAACGAAGUCGACUACGCUAAACGUCUGGGGAUUACAGAACCAAUGGAGAAAGCCAUCAACGAAGGACAGAAGGCUGUGCUCAAGUUAACGAUGACCGACGAACACAAGAAAUACAUGACCUAUCGAUACCACUUAAUUGCCAAACGAAAGGCUGAGGACGAGGCGAAGAGGUUGGCGGAUCGCGCGGUGAGGUUGAAGGCGCUCAAGAAGGCCAAGUCCCGCUGGUCAACUGUGGCGGCUGUGACGAAGUUCUUUCGGAAGGCACACCGUUAA
Phytophthora sojae is the source of this 504-nucleotide messenger RNA. RefSeq lists its product as hypothetical. NCBI's taxonomy places the organism in Eukaryota, Oomycota, Peronosporomycetes, Peronosporales, Peronosporaceae. The transcript has a single exon. Bases 1 to 504 code for a protein of 167 amino acids. The record is from RefSeq and is a predicted model, not a curated record.